AACGGUCUGAAAAUGAGUGGAAAUUGAUUCACCAAUAGGGGGCGUUUAUGAGUAGCUUCUGGCAAACCUUUGAACGCCGCACCCUUAUAGAGAAAGUGAAACUAAACUCUCUAUGGAGAAGUUUAUGUGUUUUCAAAGCAUGCAUGUAUUUUAAUUUCCUUUGUUUGCAUUUAUCUUCGUGUAAUCUGGGAGCAGGCUUCUGAAGGAGAGUGAAAAAGAAAAGAAGACUGUGACAUCUCUAUGCAAUGGCCUGUCAUUGCAAGCUCCAUACUGACCGCACCAUACUGACUGCUGUAAUCGGCACUGCUGUAAUCGGCACUGCUGUAAUCGGCACUGCUGUCGUGUUCUAUGUUAUAUGGAAGUCAACAAAAGAAAAGGAGGAUCUUCAGAAGCAAAAUGAGACUUUCAAACAGGAGAAAGAGAAGGUUGAAGCAGAAAAGGAGGAUCUUCAGACGCAAAAUGACAGUUUAAAAAGUGAGAAAGAGGGACUGGUAAAAGAAAAGGAGGAUCUUCAGAAGCAAAAUGAGACUUUAAAACAGGAGAAAGAGAAGGUUGAAGCAGAAAAGGAGGAUCUUCAGAAGAAUUAUGACCGUUUAAAAAUCGAGAAUGAGAGUCUGGUAAAAGAAAAGGAGGAUCUUCAGAAGCAAAAUGAGACUUUCAAACAGGAGAAAGAGAAGGUUGAAGCAGAAAAGGAGGAUCUUCAGAAGCAAAAUGAGAUUUAUAAAGAGGAGGUUGAAGCAGAUUUUAAAGAACUUCGAAGGAAAACCAACACAUGUGGCUAUGUCCUUGGCAGAGAAUGGAAACCAAUAACUGAAGCUCGUGUCAAUGUGACUCUAGACCCCGACAUAGCCACCCCCAGCCUCACAGUCUCUGAAGACGGCUCACGAGUGAGAUUCACAGGGGAUCGAUCAGCAGAGUGGCCCAGUGUGCUGGGCAGGGAGGGGUUCACCUCAGGGAAGCACUACUGGGAGGUGGAGGUGGGGGAGAAGGGCUACUGGGUCCUGGGGGUCUCCACACACACUCAUGAGAAGAGUAUACCUGAGAAACCAGGGGAGGGCUACUGGUUUGUGAGGCUAGUUAAAGGGAAGACCUGUACAGCUGUGAGUCAGUCAGGGGAUCAGAUCUUAAAUCUGGAGAAGAUCUGCAAGGUGUGGGGGGUGUAUCUGGAUCACGAGGGAGGGAGGCUGUCAUUUUACAAUGUAGAGACCAGAUCUCACAUCCACACUUUAGAAGGCUCAUUCCCUGGGCAGGUCUACCCCAUUUUCAGCCCAGGGUCACACGAUAAAGGACCCUUGAUAAUCCAGCGAGUCCAGCACACAGCAGUCAAUGUAAUAUAGACACCACUGUGUUGGGUAGCUGCUGUAGUUCUGUCCAGGGUUUUAUAUUAGUGUUAUACAGUGUGUGUCCCGUCAGCAUUGCCCUCUGUAUCAGUGUGAGACCCUGUUUAGCUACAGCAACUAUAUUAUGAUAAUGAAUGUGAGUGACAAGCGUAUAUCUUUCAUUGUCAGGAUUUAAGGAAUGUGCUCAUGUAGUUUGAUUUUUUAUUAAUUAUUGAUACAAAUGAAAAAAAACAUAUUGUGGGAUUCAUAUCAGUAUUAUUAGUAGUUAAAUACAAAUAUAAUUAAAAAAAACGAUUUGCUAAUA
Acipenser ruthenus (sterlet) is the source of this 1644-nucleotide messenger RNA. Its product is annotated as E3 ubiquitin-protein ligase TRIM39-like. Bases 246 to 1337 code for a protein of 363 amino acids. The record is from RefSeq and is a predicted model, not a curated record. Gene Ontology annotation, molecular function: protein binding. The transcript is spliced from 18 exons. NCBI's taxonomy places the organism in Eukaryota, Metazoa, Chordata, Actinopteri, Acipenseriformes, Acipenseridae.